Messenger RNA from Daphnia magna, 1984 nucleotides. It is a transcript of the gene Tpst, whose product is annotated as protein-tyrosine sulfotransferase 2. Gene Ontology annotation, cellular component: Golgi apparatus. NCBI's taxonomy places the organism in Eukaryota, Metazoa, Arthropoda, Branchiopoda, Diplostraca, Daphniidae. Gene Ontology annotation, molecular function: protein-tyrosine sulfotransferase activity. Gene Ontology annotation, biological process: peptidyl-tyrosine sulfation. The record is from RefSeq and is a predicted model, not a curated record. The coding region runs from base 158 to 1378 and encodes 406 amino acids. The transcript is spliced from 5 exons.
CAGUGACGUAAAUGAGGGAUUUGUGAUUCUUGCGUGGCAAGCAGUAGAAACUCGUUGGAUAUGUAGACGUUUUGAUGGUUAUUUUCUUAUUAAAAAAGAAAUAUAAGUAACCUGUGUUUAUUCCGGUUCUUAACAAGAAGGAUCUCUUAGAAAUGAUAUGAAGUGGCCAUUUGUCCCCAACCACCAGCGUAAGAAGGCUCAGUUCUCCUUCUCUCAUCAAGCACCUUUAGGUCUGAAAAAAAGGUUCCUCACAAUGGUGUUUACACGUGGAGUAGGAGUAAAGCGUUUAAUAAUCUAUGGGAUAUCUUUUCUCAUCCUCGUAAUGGUAUUCCAAAUAUGGAAGAGACCAUGCAACUCAACUCCAUUUGGGGGUCAGCCUCUGUUACAGCAUAUCGUUGUGGACGCCGACAAGCGGACAUACAGCUACGACCGAAUGGAACCCAUGAUCUUCAUCGGAGGAAUGCCUAGAUCGGGUACGACACUUGCUCGAGUUUUGUUGGAUGCCCAUCCAGACAUCCGGUGUGGAGAAGAGACGCGCGUCUUACCCCGCCUUCUGCAAAUGCGUGCCCAAUGGAUAAAAUCUCAGAAAGAAAAAAUGAGGCUAGAAGAGGCAGGCGUCACAGCGGAGGUGCUUAAUUCAGCCAUCGCGGCGUUUAUAGUGGAAAUUGUCGCCAAGCACGGCGAGCCAGCCAAGCGGUUAUGCAAUAAAGACCCGUUUACCAUGAAAUCAGCCGUUUAUUUGUCCGAACUGUUUCCUCGCGCCAAAUUUGUAUUGAUGGUGCGAGACGGACGGGCGACUGUUCACUCGAUCAUCACUCGAAAAGUGACAAUCACUGGGUUUGAUUUGACCAGUUACCGGGAUUGCUUAACUAAGUGGAAUAAAGCUGUCACCAUUAUGCACAAUGAGUGUCAAAGUGUUGGACCCUCUCGAUGCUUGAUGGUUCAUUACGAACAACUCGUGCUUCAUCCUCAGAUAUGGAUGGAGAAAAUACUUCAAUUCCUCGACGUUCCAUGGGACGAUGUAGUCUUGCAUCACGAGCAGCUUAUCAAUCGACCUGGUGGCAUUUCGCUCUCUAAAGUCGAAAGGUCAUCAGAUCAGGUUGUGAAACCCAUUAAUUUAGAAGCGUUGAGCAAAUGGGUAGGGCAAAUACCCGAGGAUGUUAUCAGAGAUAUGCCCAGUAUCGCCCCGAUGUUGUCAACAUUUGGCUACGAUCCUCGAGCAAACCCACCUAAUUACGGUGACGCAGACCAAUGGGUAGCAAAUAACACGCUCAAAGUAGCUCAGCAAGAGCGGCAUUGGAUGAACAAGACUCAAGAGCUACUGAAAGCCAAAAAGCAGCAAGUCUCCCACGAUGAAUUUGAAGACAAAUUCGCUUGAUUAACUCUCUAUCUCUUCAUUAAUUUUCGCUCUCUUUUGCUCUCUCUUUAUUUUGUUUUCUCAAAAAGAGUCAAGUGGUGGUGCAUCACUUUGCCAAUGAUGACCUAUUCUUGUCACACUCAAGCCGUACUUGUCACACAUUUUAUACGAUGAUUUAAGUGCGCUCUGUAUGCUUCAGAAUAUUUUGUUGAAAAACGAAGGCUUUGUCAAUGUUUUGUAAGCAUCAUCUCAAUUGUCUUGUUUGUUUUUCUUACCAUGAUCGUGAAAGAGCUAUUGCAGGUAUAUUUUUCUUUCCGUUGUUCUCUUGCCCAAAGGCUGGUGAUUUUUCUUACUUGUUUUGUACAUCGAUCUAACGAUCAUGAUUUCCACCAUUCCCUGAAAUUGAAAGUUUGUUUAAAAUAACAAAUCAAGAAAUAAGGAACUUUCAGUCGAUCGACACAAUGACCAAAAGCGGAGACCUCAAGUCACCGGACGGGGAAUGCAUUGUGCUGAUCAGCCGUUUCUUUUUUUUCUCUCUUUGUUUUAAUAGCUUUAAAAUGUCCUUUUUAAAUUUUUUUUAUAUUCAAAGAGAAACUAAAUAUACAUAUCCCAACUGUGUAACGGAAA